Messenger RNA from Guillardia theta CCMP2712, 899 nucleotides. RefSeq lists its product as hypothetical. Gene Ontology annotation, biological process: protein peptidyl-prolyl isomerization. Gene Ontology annotation, molecular function: peptidyl-prolyl cis-trans isomerase activity. The coding region runs from base 12 to 899 and encodes 295 amino acids. NCBI's taxonomy places the organism in Eukaryota, Cryptophyceae, Pyrenomonadales, Geminigeraceae. The transcript is spliced from 6 exons. The record is from RefSeq and is a predicted model, not a curated record.
GCGGCGGAGCAAUGGCGGCCUCGGGCGCGGUAGUUCAUGGCGCCCGCAGACGCUGUUCAGCAUCGACCUCCUCGACCUCCUCGUCAUCUUCUUCAUAUCCAUUGAGAUACGCAUCCUCAUCCUCAUCCUCGUCGUCAUCGCGGAGCGCGUUUCUUGUGUGCAUGGUCUUGAUGUCUUCGUUGGAAGGAUCGCUGGCGUUCACGGGAGGGACUCUGCCUCUCCUCCGCCAUGGCAACAUGCCCUGCACCCGUGAGAGGCGACAUGCUGAUAUUGUUACUAUGAAUUCGGAUAUUUCGGAGACCAUGGGACGAAGGAGCAUGCUGGGCUCCAUCCUGCUCAUUUCUUCUUUUGUGGCAUCGGCGGGUGCUGGCGCCAAGGAGGGCACGGCUACAGUGGAUACGUCUGCUUCGAUCGACCUGACUACGCCGGAAGGGAACGCGAAAGCUCAAGUCACUGACAAGGCAUACUUUGACGUUUCGAUUGGAGACUCAAAGAACACGAGCAGGAUCGUAAUAGGGCUGUAUGGAGGCAUCGUUCCUAAGACUGUUGAGAACUUCAAGGGCUUGGUGAAAGGUUCCCCUGGCUACGGGUACAAGGGCACGGAGUUCUACCGUAUUGUGCAAGGACUUCAGAUCUCGGCAGGAGAUGUCCUGAACAACAACGGAAGGAGCGGGAAACCAGCGAUCAACGACGGCGAGCCGUUCGAGCAGGAAAACUUCAAGAUCAUGCACACAGCGCCAGGAAUCGUUUCCAUGCAGAACACGUUGGAGAAGACAGUGAGCAAGAAGAGGGGAGCUGAAAUCGCAUUUGACAUGAAGUCUCCAGGUCGACUCGCGUUUCUUCAUCAGCACCAGGAGAGAAAUAGAUAUGGGUGGGAGACCGAACGAACCAAGGGAUAG